AUGGCGAAUACCCCGGGAUCCAAGCCUGAAGGCGGUGCUUCUACUAUGUCACCCCCGAGCCAUGAGACGCAAGAGGUCACUUUGGCCAGUAUGAGCAAAUAUCUCCUCACGCGGCUGCCUACGUUGGUACCACCCAUGAAUAAGGCCCCCAAUCCGUUUAGUGCCCUCCGUCUUCUCAAUCGACAGCAAUGGCUCUUCUUCUUGGUCGCGUUCCUUGGCUGGUCCUGGGAUGCCUUUGAUUUCUUCACGGUCUCCCUCACAACCUCACAGCUGGCAGAGACCUUUGGCAAGUCUAUAUCCGACAUUACUUGGGGGAUUACCCUAGUGCUAAUGCUCCGGUCGGUCGGUGCGAUCACGUUUGGAAUUGCCUCCGAUCGUUGGGGUCGGAAAUGGCCUUUCAUCAUCAACAAUGUUCUGUUCAUCGUGUUGGAGCUAGGCACGGGAUUCUGUAAUACCUACCAACAGUUUUUAGCCUGUCGGGCUCUUUUCGGAAUAGCCAUGGGUGGUCUCUAUGGAAAUGCUGCGGCCACGGCAUUGGAGGACUGCCCCCCAGAGGCGCGCGGCAUUGUAUCGGGUCUGCUUCAACAAGGAUAUGCAUUUGGCUAUCUGCUAGCCACCGCAUUUGCGCGCGCAUUGGUGGAUACAACCUCGCACGGGUGGAGGCCGUUGUACUGGUUUGGUGCUUGUCCCCCCGUGUUGAUCAUACUCUUUCGUUUUUUCCUCCCCGAAACCCAGGCAUUCCAGGAGCGCCAGGCAACUCGAGAAAAUGGUGUGGGUGGAAAGACAUCAGAGUUCCUUCAGCAGAGCAAGUUAGCUGUCAAGCGACACUGGCUGCUACUGAUUUAUCUCGUCUUGCUAAUGGCCGGGUUUAAUUUCAUGUCCCAUGGGUCUCAAGACUUGUAUCCAACUCUAGUGAAAAGCGAAUUCGGCUUCUCUCCUAACAAGGUCACCGUUACGCAGGUUGUUGCCAACCUUGGAGCCCUAACCGGCGGCACCCUGUGCGGUUGGGCAAGUCAGAUCUUUGGGCGCCGCUUCUCUAUCAUUGCGAUCAGUAUAGUCGGUGGAGCGCUUCUGUACCCCUACACGUUUGUCACCUCGACCAACGUCAUGGCCGCCGCCUUUUUUGAACAGUUUUGCGUACAGGGUGCCUGGGGAGUAAUUCCCAUCCACCUGAUGGAACUGUCGCCCGGAGCGAUUCGUACUUUCGCCGUAGGUACCGCCUAUCAAUUGGGAAAUCUUGUCUCGUCAGCCAGUUCAACUAUUGAGUCUACGAUCGGAGAGCGCUUCCCGCUGCCACCAACGGAGAAAGAAAAACAUCGCUAUCAAUACGGCAAAGUCAUCUGCAUCUUUAUGGGGUGUGUGUACGGCUAUACGAUUUUGAUGACCUUUUUGGGACCGGAAUAUCUAGGGCGGAAUUUCGAUGUAGCGAAUGAUUCCGAUAUUGCAGCAUCCGCGCAUGGCACGAGGGAUGAGUGCACUGAAAAUGAUCCGGAAAAGGGUGACGCUCGAUUUGAGGGUGAACGCGAUAAAUGA
Molecule: messenger RNA, 1533 nt
Organism: Aspergillus tanneri
Lineage: Eukaryota; Fungi; Ascomycota; Eurotiomycetes; Eurotiales; Aspergillaceae
Product: sugar transporter family protein
Exons: 3
Coding region: 1-1533 (510 amino acids)
Biological process (GO): plasma membrane lactate transport
Cellular component (GO): plasma membrane
Molecular function (GO): secondary active monocarboxylate transmembrane transporter activity
Source: RefSeq, a predicted model, not a curated record